UUGAAUUAAAUUUACGUUAAUUUAAUAAAAUAAAUAUUGUUAAAUGUACUGUUACGUCACUAUAUUCAAGUAGCUGUAAUUCAAAAGCUAUGUGGUUACUUCUAUAUAAUAUAACCUCAAUACCUCUUCAAAGUAUCGGAUCUAUUCGAUGUAUGCCUAAUAGUUCGAGGUCUGGGUUAUAAAAGACCAGACAUAAUGUACAUACACUACCGCUUUUGCGUAAUUGUAUUGUCGAAAUCGUUUCGUUCACAACUAAAAGACAUGUCACUACAAUACCGCAAAGUCGACAGCGUAGCUCCAACCUGUUGUCCGUAGCACCUUAUUCCGUCAUAUUCUCCCUGGAUUAAAUGUAUUCCUAAUGUCACUUCUAUAAACUUAAUUGCAAGCAAGCAAGCUGCAAAAUGGACAUUAGAAUGCGAGCAAGAUUGGAUUUUUUUUUCGAUUUAAGUGGAAUUUAUGGAAAGGUGUAAAGUGGCAUAAAAAUCAUGGUGUACCUACAUUUUCCGUCUAAUCUCACUGAAGAAGAGUUGAUGUUACAAGCAAAGUACCAGAAAUUAAAGAAAAAGAAGAAAGCCCUUCAGGCACUCAAAGCUCCUAAGCAGGAACCUGAGAAACCCGUAUUACCUAAACGUCCGACAGAAGCUAGAGACGCUAGAGAAAUAGCACGAAAACUUAUUAAAAGUGGUGCCAUUCCAGCCAUAAAAAGUCCACCAACGCAACCUCAAAAUGCUACCUUCAAACGCCCUCGAGCUGGGAGAGAACGAAAACUGAGUGGUUCAACAGGAGGAACUGGUGGUGUUGCAUCAUAUCAACCAUUUAGUGCUUCUCAAGAACCUCCACCACCUGAAGAAAAACCAACACCUCGAGUCAAAUACCUUUAUGACUCAUUUGUUACUGCUAGAGAUAAGGAUGAGAAAGGAAAUAGAAAACAAGGCGGAGGCGAUGCUCCUAAUACAGGAAAUAAAACAAAUUAUCUGCAGAUUACUGGUACUAAUAUCACUGAAGAAGUUCUUAGACGUCGGUUGGCAUCAUUUGAACCUUUUUCGUUUAUUCAAGAAACUGAUGAUGAUAAAGUAUUUCUUUCAUUUGAUAAUGCAGACAUGGCUAACCAAGCCCAGAUUGCUCUUGAUGGAAAUGAGGAAGGCUGGCGAACUACAUUUGCAAGGAGACCACCUCCAUCAAAGGGAAAUUCAACAUCUGCUUCUCGCAAUCAACCACCACCUAAAGAUUUUAAGAGAUCUCUUGUAACAUAUGAUGAUAUAUUUGAAUAAUCUACUGAUUUAUUAUUAAUAAUGUGAAUUUUGA
Pieris brassicae (large cabbage white) is the source of this 1305-nucleotide messenger RNA. RefSeq names its product negative elongation factor E (gene Nelf-E). The transcript is spliced from 5 exons. Gene Ontology annotation, biological process: negative regulation of transcription elongation by RNA polymerase II. Lineage: Eukaryota; Metazoa; Arthropoda; Insecta; Lepidoptera; Pieridae. Gene Ontology annotation, cellular component: NELF complex. The record is from RefSeq and is a predicted model, not a curated record. The coding region runs from base 486 to 1271 and encodes 261 amino acids.